AUUUGUUAUGACUUUGACAUAAAUCAAAUCACUGAAACAUGACGAAAAUAACCUAAAAUUGUUUCGUUUUUCAUGGUAGAUUUACUUAUUUUAAUAUUUUAUAUCACUAGUUUAUAAGAACUAUGCCAGUGUUGUGUGGAACAGGGUGCGGUAAAAAUGCCGUUUUGAAGAGACCUAAAACUGGCGAUGCCCUGUGUAAGGAUUGCUUUUACUGGGCCUUUGAAACAGAAAUCCACUACACCAUCACUAAAAGCGAGCUGUUCAAUAGAGGAGAUUCAGUUGCGGUUGCUGCAUCAGGCGGAAAGGAUUCCACUGUGCUCGCUCACGUAUUGAAAACUCUGAACAGUCGUUACGAUUAUGGUUUGAACCUUACUCUACUUUCAAUCGACGAAGGGAUCACUGGAUACCGAGAUGACAGUCUAGAGACAGUGAAGCAAAACAGAGACGACUAUGAAAUGCCUCUUAAAAUUUUGUCGUACAAAGAUCUUUAUGGCUGGACCAUGGACGAAAUCGUCGCUCAGAUAGGCAGAAAGAAUAAUUGCACUUUCUGUGGAGUGUUCAGAAGACAAGCAUUAGACAGAGGUGCUGCAAUGCUUGGGGUCAAAUGUAUAGCAACUGGACAUAAUGCUGAUGACAUUGCUGAGACAGUGUUGAUGAAUGUUCUCAGAGGAGACAUUGCUCGCUUGAAGAGGUGCACUGCAAUAUCUACUGGCAGUGAGGGAACUAUCCCCAGAGUGAAACCUCUGAAGUACACCUAUGAGAAGGAGAUAGUGAUGUAUGCACAUUACAAAAAACUUGUGUACUUCUCUACAGAAUGUAUUUUUGCACCAAAUGCAUACAGAGGGCAUGCCAGGGCUCUGCUCAAGGACAUGGAGAAGAUCAGACCAGCUUGUAUUAUGGACAUUAUAUACUCAGGAGAGACCAUGGCAGUAAAAGAUGAGGUGUCAUUGCCAACACAAAGAACUUGUGUUAGGUGUCACUUUGUAUCAUCUCAGGAAGUAUGCAAGGCCUGUGUUCUGCUUGAGGGUCUAAACAAAGGCCUACCUCGGCUCGGCAUUGGCAAAAGCUCAAAGGCUAAGAAAAUGUUGGAUGAAUACCACUCUAAGCAAAAUGAUGCAUUAAAGUCAGCUGUGUUAGAGUUAUCUGAUGUAAAUAAUGAGAAAUCAAGGAUGAGUAGGAAAUGUUGUAAAUCUGGAGCUUGUAAUAAAAUAGAUUGUAAGGAAACUCUUACCAAUGGUAGUGACAAGUGUAACAGUAAGCAGUGCUGUUCUGGCAAAUGUAGUUCUAAAGAUGUCGACCCAGCAGCAAAUAAUGCUAAGUUAAACAAUCUAUUGGAACAAUACGAGUUAGAUAAUUCACAAGCAUCAGACAGGUCGUCAGGACAGAAAGAGACAAAUAUAGCAAAUAGGUUUGAAGAUGACAAGUCACACAAUGAAGAAACCAAUGGCGAAGAAGAAGACCUUUGUUCUGCCUCAUGUGGCAGACUGGGUUCAUUGCAGAUAGGUUUCUAAUGAAUAAAAAAAUUAUACAAUUUAAAAUA
Plodia interpunctella (Indianmeal moth) is the source of this 1540-nucleotide messenger RNA. It is a transcript of the gene Ctu1, whose product is annotated as Cytosolic thiouridylase subunit 1. Gene Ontology annotation, biological process: tRNA wobble position uridine thiolation. Bases 123 to 1511 code for a protein of 462 amino acids. The record is from RefSeq and is a predicted model, not a curated record. Gene Ontology annotation, cellular component: mitochondrion; cytosolic tRNA wobble base thiouridylase complex. Lineage: Eukaryota; Metazoa; Arthropoda; Insecta; Lepidoptera; Pyralidae. The transcript is spliced from 4 exons. Gene Ontology annotation, molecular function: tRNA binding.